Molecule: messenger RNA, 2199 nt
Organism: Closterium sp. Naga37s-1
Lineage: Eukaryota; Viridiplantae; Streptophyta; Zygnematophyceae; Desmidiales; Closteriaceae
Source: the annotation of a GenBank genome assembly
AUGGAGGACAGCUUAUUAGACGCGAUGGUGUGUGUCUUCCUGCUGUUCCUUUCCCUUCCACAGGCACACUACGAUGGAAGAGUCAUGUCAAUAGAUCGUCGGCGCCACAGAGUCCUACGAACAGGAAAGGAAAGCUGCCGCUGCACCUUCGGUGUGCGGCUCUUCCGCCACUGCUUCACCCGACCCCCCUCCAACGACACAGCCCAUCCUGCCUCUUGUAACAAUGAACCUGGACCAUUGCCAGCUGCAACCACAUCGUCUGCAACAGCAGCAGAUGCAGCAGCAGCAGCAGCAGCAGCCUCUCGUUGCGUCAAUGUCGGCAGCGACAGAAACAGCAGGGGCGGGACUAGCAGCAGAGAGGGCGUGUGCUCUGACACUGGAGUUACGGAGAUCAGCACCAGUUUCAAUGAUCCUUCUCGCUUUGUUGCAGAUGACAGCCGGGAGAGCCGGCUGGAUUGGGCGAGUGUGAGUUGCCCGAUCUCCGCCCUUUGUGUUAGAGUUAAUCCCCUUCGCCCGCUGCCAGAGCUUCUAGAGCAGCACGUGGCUUCACUUCGACAGCCGUUCCCGAUUGAAGGGGUAGAACGGAGGGAGGUCCAGGUGGGGGAAGACACGGUGGUGGUGAGUGGUUGGGGUUGGGAGGAUUGGCGGGUGAAUACCCCGUACUCCUGGUCUGGGGCCCUGCUGCCUGACGCAAGAGCUGGUGGUGGUGGUGGUGGUGUAGCUGCUGCUGCUGCUGCUGCUGCUGCUGCUGCUGCUGCUGCUGCUGCUGCUGCUGCUGCUGCUGCUGCUGCUGCUGCUGCUGCUGCUGCUGCUGCUGCUGCUGCUGCUGCUGCUGCUGCUGCUGCUGCUGCUGCUGCUGCUGCUGCUGCUGAGAGGAAGGGCAAGCGGAAGUGGGCGGAGGAAGAUAGAGGAGGGGAACGGAGGGCAAGAAAUCCUGCUGCUGGCCCAUCCUCCCUGUCUGCCACUCCUGCUGCUGGCCCAUCCUCCCUGUCUGCCACUCCUGCUGCUGGCCCAUCCUCCCUGUCUGCCACUCCUGCUGCUGGCCCAUCCUCCCUGUCUGCCACUCCUGCUGCUGGCCCAUCCUCCCUGUCUGCCACUCCUGCUGCUGGCCCAUCCUCCCUGUCUGCCACUCCUGCUGCUGGCCCAUCCUCCCUGUCUGCCACUCCUGCUGCUGGCCCAUCCUCCCUGUCUGCCACUCCUGCUGCUGGCCCAUCCUCCCUGUCUGCCACUCCUGCUGCUGGCCCAUCCUCCCUGUCUGCCACUCCUGCUGCUGGCCCAUCCUCCCUGUCUGCCACUCCUGCUGCUGGCCCAUCCUCCCUGUCUGCCACUCCUGCUGCUGGCCCAUCCUCCCUGUCUGCCACUCCUGCUGCUGGCCCAUCCUCCCUGUCUGCCACUCCUGCUGCUGGCCCAUCCUCCCUGUCUGCCACUCCUGCUGCUGGCCCAUCCUCCCUGUCUGCCACUCCUGCUGCUGGCCCAUCCUCCCUGUCUGCCACUCCUGCUGCUGGCCCAUCCUCCCUGUCUGCCACUCCUGCUGCUGGCCCAUCCUCCCUGUCUGCCACUCCUGCUGCUGGCCCAUCCUCCCUGUCUGCCACUCCUGCUGCUGGCCCAUCCUCCCUGUCUGCCACUCCUGCUGCUGGCCCAUCCUCCCUGUCUGCCACUCCUGCUGCUGGCCCAUCCUCCCUGUCUGCCACUCCUGCUGCUGGCCCAUCCUCCCUGUCUGCCACUCCUGCUGCUGGCCCAUCCUCCCUGUCUGCCACUCCUGCUGCUGGCCCAUCCUCCCUGUCUGCCACUCCUGCUGCUGCCUCAUCUCCCUCUCCAGCUGCUGCCCCGUCUGCCUCUCCAGCUGAUGCCCCGUCUGCCUAUGGUGGUAUGGGGAGUAAGAGGAGGGGUUCUGUGAGACCCUUUACAGGCAUUCCCCUUGGUGCUGUGGUGAUCAUUCUGUCAGAUGAUGAGGGAGAGGCUGGGAAGGGUGUAUGCGUGGAGGCAGAGGAGGAGGAGGAGGAGGAGGAGGAGGAGGAGGAGGAGGAGGAGGAGGAGGAGGAGGAGGAGGAGGAGGAGGAGGAGGAGGAGGAGGAGGAGGAGGAGGAGGAGGAGGAGGAGGAGGAGGAGGAGCAAGAGGAGAAGGAAGAGGGGGAAGUGGAGACAGACGAGGAGGAGCAGGAGGAGGAGGAAGAUGGAGACGUGGAGAUACUAUUAUAA